Molecule: messenger RNA, 693 nt
Organism: Pan troglodytes (chimpanzee)
Lineage: Eukaryota; Metazoa; Chordata; Mammalia; Primates; Hominidae
Gene: ERLN
Product: small integral membrane protein 6
Exons: 2
Coding region: 97-285 (62 amino acids)
Source: RefSeq, a predicted model, not a curated record
CUCUUCAGCUCAGCCCUCCACAAAGUGUGAGCCUGAAGGACCACCCUGAAUUGCCCUUGUAGGACCCAGAACAGCUACCAGCAGAAUCAGAUUCUCAUGGACCAACUGGUAUUCAAAGAGACAAUCUGGAAUGAUGCGUUCUGGCAGAACCCCUGGGACCAGGGGGGCCUGGCAGUGAUUAUCUUAUUCAUCACCGCUGUCCUGCUUCUCAUCUUAUUUGCCAUCGUGUUUGGUUUACUCACUUCCACAGAAAACACUCAGUGUGAAGCGGGUGAAGAGGAGUGACCUGACUUCCUGGGGACUGAGAUGGCAGCAGGGGAGGCGAGCUGACCUGCCCCCAUUCCAGUGGUGGGCCCCUUUGCAGUUCCCUCUGGCUCAGGGGCCAAGCCCUGGUGUCUUCCUUUCCCACCAGGAAAAAGUCUAGUAAAAUACUGUAUCUGGCUUAGGGUUGGUCAGACUAGUAAGAUGGGGAGGCUGGUCUGAGACCAAUUCUGGCUCCUUGACCCUAUUGUUUUUAGGGUUCCCCGACCAGAACCCUAAAAGCACAUGGAGGGGACGGCUCCACUGCCUCAGGUGGAAGGAGCUAUGGCUAACAAGGUUCUCUAACAGGCUCACAGGCCCAGCCAGCAAUUUCACAAAUCCUUGACAGAGAAAGACACAACCAAAUGAAAUAAAAAUUCCUUUUCAAAUCUG